Triticum turgidum subsp. durum (durum wheat) is the source of this 789-nucleotide messenger RNA. NCBI's taxonomy places the organism in Eukaryota, Viridiplantae, Streptophyta, Magnoliopsida, Poales, Poaceae. The record is from the annotation of a GenBank genome assembly.
AUGGUUUCUGCUCGCUGUCACCGGCCGCAUAUUUGGAAGUGGGCCAUUGUGAGGAAGGUGGACAUGCUUGACGGGGUCACCAUCUUGCGGUCCGAGAAGGUCGAGGAGGAGAUCGUCCUUGACGGCACCGACAUCGAGCUCGUCUCCCGCUCUGCCGCCCUCAUCAACCAGAGGGCUACUUUGGCCGCCUUGCAGUUUGUUGAGCGUUGUGCUGCAUGUUUAGAUGCCAGUGCACACCCCAUUAUUGGUCAUUUGAUUCAGAACGGCAGUCUUAUCUGGAGGAUGCCCAGGCUGACCAGGAGGACACCCUUCUGCACCUCGGCCAUCACACAAGGUCUUCCUUCUAUUUUUUCCCGCUGUUUGUUCAUGUCCUACUUGUGUUUCAGUUCCAUUGGCUCCUACUGCAAACAGGUCUAUAGCAGGUUAACACCUGGAGAGGCUCGACCUAUGAGCAGCGAGCUGUUGCUGCUGCCGCCAGAUGCUCCAGCGGCGAAACCUCCAUUGAUUCCCUCCACGGCCACUACCACUACCCUAGCUACCGCUGCCGAUGGAACCACCACCAUAUCCUCGCUCGGCCAAGACCAGCUCCUUGAGAUCUUCCUCCGCCUGCCGAGCCUGCCGGCCCUCGUCCGCGCCAUGCUCACUUGCCGCUCGUGGCUUGGUGUCGUCCGCUCCUUUCGCAACCUCUUCCGCGCCCUCCACCCGGCGCCCCUCAUCCGGAUCUUCCUUGAUGUCGACGAAGGCAAUGUCUGCUUGUUCGUCAAUAAGGACAUUACACUGGCAGAUUAA